CGUCCGGGACGCGGGAUGGAGCGCCCCGGAUUUCAGUUUUUCUGACUAUUAAAUGAGAGGAUGAUUGCUAACAAACAGAAAAAGACAAAGAAAAAACGUGUUGGGGCAUCAGACCAGCUCUCUACUGAUGUUACAACUUCUGAUGUUACAACUUCUCGAGUCUGUGAGUCCCAACUCCAUUUUUGACCCAGAUUACAUCACGGAAUUGGUGAAUGGUAUCAGGAGGUUCGCCCAAAUGUUAAUCUUUUUGAAAGAAGCUGUUCUUUCAGCUGUGGACUUUACAGAAAUUAAUGAAGAAAACAAAAACGAUCUAUUCCGAGAAGUGUCUUCUUCCACUGAAAAUUUGGCAUUUACCUUUGGAAAUAUCCUUACAAACCUUUUUAUGGGCGAUUUAAGCAAUGAUUCAUCAUUCCAACCACCUGUUUCUCAGGAUAAGUCUUUUGAAAACAUUUCUGUGGACUCAGUGGACUCAUCCAAUGAAAAAGGAAAAUUUUCUCCUAUCGAACUAGACAAUUUGUUGUUAAAGAACGCUGACUCUGUAAAACUGCCUUUGUCAUAUGCUAAAACAUGGUCAGAAUAUACCAAGAACACAGUGUCAUGGAUUGAAAAAAAGCUUAACUUGGAAUUGGAGUCCACUAGAAAUAAUGUGAAGUUGGCAGAGGCAAGUAGAGCUAACAUUGGACUACAAGAGUUUAUGCCACUGCAGUCUCUAUUUACCAGUGCUCUUCUUAAUGACAUAGAGAGCAGUCAAUUUAUACAACAAACAAUUGCAGCUCUGCAAGCCAACAAAUUUAUUCAGCCUCUACUUGGGAGAAAAAAUGAAAUGGAAAAACAAAGGAAAGAAAUCAAAGAACUUUGGAAACAAGAGCAAAGUAAAAUGCUUGAAACAGAAACUGCUCUUAAAAAGGCAAAAUUGUUAUGCAUGCAACAUCAAGAUGAAUAUGAAAAGGCAAAAUCUUCCAUGUUUCAUGCAGAAGAGGAGCAUAUGUGUUGCAGUAGUGGAUUAGUAAAAAAUCUCAACAAGCAACUAGAAAAAAAAUGAAGAUUAGAAGAGGAGGCUCUUCAAAAAGUGGAAGAAGCAAAUGAACUCUACAAAGUUUGUGUAACAAAUGUUGAAGAAAGGCGAAAUGAUCUAGAAAAUACCAAAAGAGAAAUUUGAACCCAACUUUGUACACUUGUUUUCCAGUGUGAUCUUACCCUUCAAGCUGUAACAGUUAACGUCUUCCAGAUGCAGCAUCAGCAGGUUGCCUCUCUUGCAGUUUACAGUCUCUAUGUGAUAAUGCCAAACUGUAUGAUCCAGGACAGGCAUACAGUGAAUUUGUCAAAGCUACAAAUUCAACUGAAGAAAAAGUUGAUGGGAAUGUAAAUAAACAAUUAACAUCUGCAUACAGACCUGACUCUUUGGAGGAUGUUGUAUGCCUUUCUGACAGUUGUAAUAAAAUUGAAGAGGACAGAUGCUCUAACAGUGCAGACACAUCAGGUCCUUCUUUCAUAAGAUCAUGGACAUUUGGGGUGGUCAGUGAUUCUGAGGGUACUGGAGGAAGCAGCGAAUCUAGAUCUCUGGAUUCAGAAUCUAUAAGUCCAGGAGCCUUUCAUCGAAAACUUCCACGAACUCCAUCCAGUGGAACUAUGUCUUCUGCAGAUGAUCUAGAUGAAAGAGAGCCACCUUCCCCUUCAGAAGCUGGACCCAGUUCUCUUGGAAUGUUUAAGAAAACAUUGAUGUCAAAGGCAGCUGUCACUCACAAGUUUUGCAAAUUAAGAUCACUCACAAAAUGCAGGGAUUGUGAAGGCAUUGUAGUAUUCCAAGGUGUUGAAUGUGAAGAGUGUUUCCUUGUUUGUCAUAAAAAGUGUUUGGAAAAUUUAAAAAUCAUUUGUGGUCAUCAGAAACUUCCAGGGAAAAUGCAUAUAUUUGGAGCAAAAUUCAUACAAGUUGCAAAAAAGGAAGCAGAUGGCAUUCCUUUUAUACUCAAAAUAUGUGCCUCAGAGAUUGAAAAUAGAGCGUUGUCUUUACAGGGAAUUUAUCGUGUUUGUGGAAGCAAGUUAAAAAUUGAAAAACUGUGUCAAGCUUUGGAAAAUGGAAUGCACUUGGUAGACAUGUGAGAAUUUAGUUCACAUGACAUCUGUGGCAUUUUAAAGUUAUACCUUCGACAACUCCCAGAACCAUUUAUUUUAUUCCAAUUGUGUAAGGAAUUUAUAGACCUGACAAAAGAGAUCCAACAUGUAAAUGAAGAACAAGAGAUAUAAAAAGAUAGUACUGAGGACAAAAAAUAUGCAAAUACCUGUAUAGAAAUAAACCGAAUUCUUCUAAAAAGCAAGGACCUCCUAAGACAAUUGCCAGCAUCAAAUUUUAACAGUCUUCACUACCUCAUACUACAUCUUAAGCGGGUAGUAGAUCAUGCAGAAGAAAA
Molecule: messenger RNA, 2408 nt
Organism: Heterocephalus glaber (naked mole-rat)
Lineage: Eukaryota; Metazoa; Chordata; Mammalia; Rodentia; Bathyergidae
Source: RefSeq, a predicted model, not a curated record